AUGUCUCCCUCUCCAAAAGAACAACAAGAAUGGCCCCUAAAAUCCACCUUUCGUCGUCUAAAGCGAUCGCUUCUCAGACGUCCAUCCACUCAUUCACAAAAGGCACCUCAGAAAGCAGCUCGGCGUCUUCCCGAGCCACCUCUCUUAGUCGAGAACUCCGAAUUGGAUUUAGUAGAUAUUCUGUCCUCGACUGUUAAUACCACGCCUGCAAAUCUUAACGCUGGCCCCGUUUAUCAACAUCAACGACAAAAUACCCUUGAAGAUCCUAGGAGGUUUAAUGUCCUCGAUACAGAAGCCCAGAGUAGGGUUAAUCAGAAAAGAGAGAGAACUAUGUUUGGAGGUUUAAAGAGAAGGAUUUCGGAAAACUCUCCUCGUCCUACUCCAAAUUCCCCUCCUGCAACAAGGGAAACUCCAACUUCAUUCGGUAUUAUUCAAGAACGCACAUCAAUGGAAUUAGUUCUUCACCAUUUUCCCGCCGAAUUGUAUAAUUUCCCAAGACCCCCAACUCCGAAAACCCCAUCUAGAUCUCGGGAAAUUUCUCCCGUCCGUGCAGCAAAAUCUCUUAGAAGCAAAAUAUCGCGCACGUUUUCGAGAAACGGGAAAGGGAAGGGAAAAGGAGGAGAACAUGAUUUUGACAUGGAAGCUUAUCCACUUGAUAUAAAAUUGUUGAAACCUGAUCCGGCAGCGCUUCAUCCAGCUUUGGACAAAUCUACCGCCUCUGCAUCUUCACGAUCCGACUCUCCAAAUCUCUCCCAAAGACGGUUUUCUCAAAGAGACUUCCUUCGACCUAAUACUUCGGCAUCAACAUCUACCUCAAUGUCUAUUUCGGCAGCUUCAAAUCGUGGUACUCCACUAUUAACUGUCAACCAUCCAAGUGCGAUUAAGAAAGCAUUUUCCAGCUCAAGCCUGCGAAGUGAAUUACAAAUCGUUACCGAUGUCCCAGUCAUUGAAGCACAGGAGAUCAAAUCACCACCACCUACUUAUAGUGCUUCUAUGGAUUUUGUCACGAAGGGAAGUGAAAAACCUGCAGUGGAUUUGUCGAACCAUCCCGCGCUUUCUGGUGUUGGUGCUAGUGCCUCGAGUUCGAGCGAAUCACAAAAUCAAUCAACACCUACAUCUGAAGAAUCAGCACCGGUAGCUACAGUUUCUACACAACGCACACGCGCACUGAGCAAUGCCCCCCGUCCGUCUAUGGCGCAAACCGUUCGUUCCUCCUUCGAUAAUUAUGGCAGCACCACCAUAACAACACAAACUACACACGAUACCGUCGCCCCGCUCUUAAUCCGCAAAACGGCUCGAGGUUCCUCGCCAAAACGUUUCGCAUCACUGAAACGUUCUCUUUCAGACUUAACAUCACGACCUCCUCCCUCUCGAUGCCAAUCCCAAGACACGGGACUUGCAAACCUAAACUCAAACACCUCUCCAAAAGCCAAACGUACAAGUACGAGUUCCACGUCUUCAAAAUCGUAUUAUACAUUAGGAAGCGCGGAAGCUGCUGUACCAGGUGUAUCGAGAAAUUUAACCGUAUUAAACGCAAAGAGGAACUCGACCAUUUCAUCACAGAGAAGUUCUUUCGUUUCGACAAAAUCACAUUUUUCCGCAAAUGCAAAUAUAUACCCUAGAAGUUCCACCUCGACAAUAAGAAGUGUACCCCAGGAAGUAGAAUUUCUACCCAUCAAAUCUGCUCCUACUCCUACUCCUAUCUCUGCCCCUACAUUCGGUUCUCUGAGGAAUUUCUCCAGACCAGGCACCGCUCGAUCUCAAACUCAACAUCUAUCCCCAGCUGAGAAGAAAAAUCCCCCGGUACCCCGACGCGCAAAAACGGAUUUCUUGAAUAGUUUUGAGGUCCCUAAUUUAAUGAUGGAUUGUGGCGGUUAUGAUGUUCAUGAAUUUAGUUAUGCGGAAUAUACGUAUGUGGAAUCGGAGUCGGAGUCGGGAUUCGCAGCGUAUUCUACGGGGCAAAUGAUUAGGGAGGUUGCGGCUGGUGGUGCGGGGAAUGGGGAGGGUGGAGAUGGGAAUGGGAAUGGAGAGUUUGAGAAGUUUAUUUUGGGUGCGAGGGAGGGGAGAGAGGGGAGGGCGGAGAAAGGGAGGAUUUUGGGGAGGAAUGGGGUUGUGGAGAUGAAUUUGGAUAUGGAUGUGAAGAUGGAUAUGAAUGUUGAUAGGGAUGUUCACAUGACAGAAAAGAAAAAUAGAGGUGUAUGGAAGAGUUUGAGAAGGAAGGAGAGGAGUGCAAGUGUUAGAGCAUGA
Sclerotinia sclerotiorum 1980 UF-70 is the source of this 2247-nucleotide messenger RNA. RefSeq lists its product with no specific name. The record is from RefSeq and is a predicted model, not a curated record. The transcript has a single exon. Lineage: Eukaryota; Fungi; Ascomycota; Leotiomycetes; Helotiales; Sclerotiniaceae. Bases 1 to 2247 code for a protein of 748 amino acids.